AUGGUCAAACCAGCAACAAGAGAAAGAAAGACGCCUGAAGACAUCUGCAGACAUGAAGACUGCACUCAAGCUGCUGCUGUCCCUGGCCUUAGCCGUGGCUCUGUCCAUCAACACAGCAACAACUAUAACUACAGUACCAGCAAUAACUACAACUACAGCACCAGCAACGACUACAACUACAGCACCAGCAACAACUACAGUACCAGCAACAACUACAACUACAGCACCAGCAACAACUACAACUACUGCACCAGCAACAGCUACAACUACUGCACCAGCAACGACUACAACUACAGCACCAGCAACGACUACAACUACAGCACCAGCAACAACUACAACUACUGCACCAGCAACAACUACAGCACCAGCAACGACUACAACUACAGCACCAGCAACAACUACAACUACUGCACCAGCAACGACUACAACUACAGCACCAGCAACAACUACAGUACCAGCAACAACUACAACUACAGCACCAGCAACAACUACAACUACUGCACCAGCAACAACUACAACUACAGAACCAGCAACAACUACAACUACUGCACCGGCAACAACUACAGCACCAGCAACGACUACAACUACAGCACCAGCAACAACUACAGUACCAGCAACAACUACAACUACUGCACCAGCAACAACUACAACUACUGCACCAGCAACAACUACAACUACUGCACCAGCAACAACUACAACUACUGCACCAGCAACAACUACAACUACAGCACCAGCAACAACUACAACUACUGCACCAGCAAAAACUACAACUACUGCACCAGCAACAACUACAACUACUGCACCAGCAACAACUACAACUACAGCACCACUAACAACUACAACUACAGCACCAGCAACAACUACAACUACAGCACCAGCAACAACUACAACUACUGCACCAGCAACAACUACAACUACUGCACCAGCAACAACUACAACUACAGCACCAGCAACAACUACAACUACUGCACCAGCAACAACUACAGCACCAGCAACAACUACAACUACUGCACCAGCAACAACUACAACUACAGCACCUGCAACAACUACAACUACUGCACCAGCAACAACUACAACUACAGCACCAGCAACAACUACAACUACUGCACCAGCAACAACUACAGCACCAGCAACAACUACAACUACGGCACCAGCAACAACUACAACUACAGCACCAGCAACAACUACAACUACUGCACCAGCAACAACUACAACUACAGCACCAGCAACAACUAA
Knipowitschia caucasica is the source of this 1236-nucleotide messenger RNA. Lineage: Eukaryota; Metazoa; Chordata; Actinopteri; Gobiiformes; Gobiidae. The record is from the annotation of a GenBank genome assembly.